This is a messenger RNA of Paramuricea clavata, 6094 nucleotides long. Lineage: Eukaryota; Metazoa; Cnidaria; Anthozoa; Malacalcyonacea; Plexauridae. The record is from the annotation of a GenBank genome assembly.
AUGGCGUCAGUUGUGUUUAUGAUACGUAUACCGUACGAGGAAGGCCCUGUAACCUCGGGAAGUGAUGGAGAACAGCAACCUGGAAGCUCAGGUAGGAUUGGAAAACAAGGAAGCAGCCAGCAAACUGAUGACAAUGGUCGUCUUCAAAGUAAAUAUGGGAUCAAUAGUGAUAAUAAUGGAAAUAAAACCUAUCAAUUAUCUUUCAAACACGAGAAUAAGGCUGAAUUAAGCGAUAAAACUGAUACAGCAUAUCGAAGUUCAGAUGAUAUGGAACAUUUAACUGGUCUUCUGAAUAUAGCUGAGGUGUGUGGUUUGACUGACAUGCACAUGUUCUUAUAUUUUACAAUUUAUCGUAAGUCACGCUAUGUGCACCUAAAUAAGUCACGCUAUGUGCCUUUCACUGCUCUGAGUUCGUGGCUUCGAUUCUCGCUACGGACUCAUGUGAAAAGAGUCUGUCAACGCUCUGCCGAAAGUCGUGGGUUUUCUCCGGGCGCUCCGGUUUCCUCCCACAGGAAAAGUUGACAGGGUGGGAAAUUAGGGUAAACAUGCACAUUUAAGAAAGUGAUCACAAUUGUUGUAAAGAUAGCAGUAAUCUAGGUAAGCGUACUUAAUAUAAAACGUAUUUGAUCAUAGUCAUAACCACAUGUAAAUUUGCGCUAUAAAAAUGUUAAUCUUAACUAUUAACUAUAGAUCUUAAUAAACAGAUUUCUUAGAAAACCUAUAAUUAUUUGAAAUAUUCCAGUUAAUUAUCCGCUAGUGGGCACCCACGCAAAAUGCAAUAUAUUUAUUUCCUUGUAUAGGUUAGUUAUCCGUGCACUUGUGUUUUCUCUUCAAUAACGUUGGGUAAUUUAUCGAUAUAAGAUUGUAUAAUUUAAUAUUGUAUAAUUAGCAAUUACAGCUAAUUUUGUAAUGCAGCCUAGUCUAAUAUAACUGAUUUGGUUAGCACUGAGUUGAAAUCCUUCUUUGUCCUUAAAGGGCAUAUGACUCGAAUAUUGGAAGCGCUAUUUUUUAGUCUAAUUUGAAAGAUCAUUGAAAACUGUAGCGUAACUUCUUUGACAGAUUUUUGUUUUCUUGCUUUGUUUUGGAGAUAUUUCAUUUUGUAUGAUAUGCAAAGGACCAACAUUCUACGUCACAUAUGCAUAAUGACUUACUUUUAAAUGUUAUAUAAUUUUGUCACUAUCAAAUAAAUUCGCUCAAAAUGAAUGAUGAGCACAAGAUUUGUCCACAACAACACCCAUUUCUACUGGUUGUGUUUAGUCGUAUUAAAGAUAUACAGGUUUUAGGGCUAAAUCAUUAUGCACAUGUGACGCAGAAAGUUGGUCCUUUGCAUUCAUACAAAAUAAAAUAUCUUCAAAACGAAGUAAUAAAACAAAAAUCUAUCAAAGAAGUUACUCUACAGUUUUCAAUGAUCUUUCAAAUUAGACUAAAAAUAACACCGCCAAUUUUCGAGUCAUAUGCUUUUUAAAACUCGAAUUAUUAUUUGCAAACAAAUAAUCAAAGUAAGGACUAAGGUGCAUACUGCAUGAUCGUGGCUAGCUUGAUGUCUUUUCUAUUAAUUUUAUAUAAAGACCCUACAAAAUGAGCUGGAAUCAUUAAAAGUUCAAGACGCCUUUUGGACAGUCACAAAGAACAAGCAAUUUCAUCAUGUAUGUUAUGUUACAUUUUUUUAUUCGUGUGCCAAGUCCUGGCAAAAAUCUCAGUGGAAAAUCCCAGGGUUUAUUUUAUUAAUUAAGAAAAAUUAUCCCGAUUUUAUUUCUAUAUUCUAAAGUCAUUCAAAAUGAUAAUAUGGAAUGUUUACCCCAUUUUUACACCAGGAAGGUACUAAAUGCCAUUAUAUAUAUGGCCUGAUUCUAAAUUAGGUGGUAUUCUUAGAAGAGACUGGUGCAAGAGUUGAAAAAAUUUUGGAGAAGUUAACACAUGUUGGUAUUAGAAUGAGACCAAACACAUCAGUAAGGUAUUGAUUUCUCACUUUGAGAGCAGCUGCGUGGUGGCACAAUUAGAAUGUACCACAAUGAAAAAUAUGUAACUCCUCCUUGCUACAUAUAUAAACUAAUUUUUGAAAUCGUUUUAACGAUUGUAUGUUUUAGCAUCAUUCCAACAUCUGUUCACAUUCAACCUGUAAAUGUUGCAAGACGAACGAGUUCAAAAGGUGACAGCGUUCAGAAUUCUGGAGACGAAGCCCAAGCAUUACUUAUUGUGUGAGUCUAUUAAAUAUUGGCGUUUUAAACCGUUGCAUUUUUGUCAAAUAAAAUAGCAGUUAAUCGGUAGUGAAUAUAUUUGCAGUAAAGAAGAGUCUCCAAAAGACCAGUUUAAGAAGUCAAUAAAAUCCAGAUUGACUGUAGAGCAAGUGAGUUAUUUUACAGAAUCGCAAACGUGUGAGAAAUGUGGUUUGUACCAUUACUUCUACACGAUGCGAGUGUUUUUAAUCGUCUGAAACCACAAGACCAUUUUUUGUUUUAUUGCAUUUUAGGUUGUGGAAGUUAUAAAAAUAGAAGCACGUUUAACAUUUGAUUUUGUGAUGUUUACCGUCUUAGCCAGGUGAGAUUUCUCAUACUUUUACUGCAGUGACGAUAUUUUGUACACGGUUGUGUUGCAGAAUUAUUCUAUCUGUUUUCUCAAUACAGUUUAAUAGCUGCAGUUGGUUUAGCUGAAGACAAUGCUGUGGUUCUAGUUGCCAGUAUACUGGUAUCACCUCUUAUGGUAGGUGCUUCGAUAUGUUGGUGAAUUCAUGCAAGUGAAUGCUGUUUGAUCACUAAUGGUCUUACUUCAUUUCAAAUUAGUAAACGAAUAAAAACGAAUAAAAGUAAGAUCAAUUUUUCAUUAGGGUCCAAUUCUUGGUGGAACAUUUGGUACAGUAAUAAAGAACAAGAACUUGAGAAAUACAGGAUUGAAAACAGAACUCUGCGGUUUAUUUUUUUCAGUAGUUGUUGGUAAAGUUUGCAUAUAGUUUAUUUUGUUGCUAAAACUUUUACAAACCUGACAAUUUAGAAGUUUAAAAAACAAUUUACAACAAAAAGCGGAUUUCAAUUGCAACUUUGUUAGGAUUUGUUUUUGGUUGUAUUUGUGGUCCGCUUGGUGUAAAUGGCGCGUCAUGGGAUAACACGAAGGGUAUUUGGCCUACGCAGGAAAUGAGUAGCAGGUAAGACAUGCAUGAGUGGUGAUCGUUCCUUCAAUCGUUUGCAAUUGGUUCGUGCAAGUGGACAAAGGUCAUUUCAAAAUCAUGAUCAUCAGUUAGCAUUUCAAACCAUGCAUCAUAGAAUACAUUUUCAAAUAUAAUUUCCAAUCAUAAACUAGUCUUGAACAAAAGCAUUAAAAACAUUUGGGACAGUUAUAAAGAACAAGAUUUUGCGAAAUACUGGAUUGAAAACUGACUACUCUCUCAACUGUGCGGUUUAUUUCUUUCAGUAACAGUCAGUAAAGUUUGCAUACAAAUUGUUUUGUGCUUUGUAUUUAUAUAUAACUUGUACUAAUUUGCAACUUUAGGAUUUUCUGUUCGGUUUUAUUUGUGUUCGGAAGGGUGCUUCAUGGGAUAGCGAAGGGUAUUUGGCCUACACAGGCAAUGACUUAGCAGGUAAAACUGAUACAUAAUGAUGAUCGUUUGGCCCGUUUCAACUGAGCUGCGCUAAAUUGUCGAUUUAAGUUAUAAAUAAAUAAAAGGCAAAUCAUUAAAGCUAUUAGAAAAGUAUAGUGUUAAAAUGAAAAUGCACUACCAGUCAUUAUAUUUUGAAAGUGAACCGGCUGAGGAUUUUUCUAUUCACAUACUGCAAUUCCGUUAUGUAUUACCAUAUUGGUCUAGGGGUAUGACCCGUGGUUUGUGGGUUGGUGUUUGCAUUGCGUUACCAUCAGGUGCUGGUGUUGCAUUAUCUGUGUUGGGUGGUAACACUCGUCCACUGGUGGGUGUGGCAAUAUCUGCUUCAUUGUUAUCUCCUGCAGUAAAUUCCGUAAGUGCCAGUUUGCUAAUGUUCCUUCGUUUCUACGAUUUAAAUGAAUAUUAAACAUAAGAUUAAUGAAGUACUAAAAUUUUAUCUUUGUAUUCAGGGGAUGUUAUGGGCUUAUUCUUUCAUUGCUGCUAUAAAUCCUCCAGAAUUACUAGACAGCGGUGAAUUCAAUACCUCAACGGUAUAAAAUAAACUGUGUGUAAUUUAGCUAAAAACAUGUAUUCCAUGUUUUCAUAUCCUUCAUGAUCACUGGAUAAAUUUUGAUGCAAGUCAAUAUUCUAUUUUGUCUAGGAUUAAUGUGAACCCUUUUCAUUUUCGAUAAAUUUCCUUUCCAGUCAAAAUGCCCACCGUUGAAAGACAAUAGGUACAUGCCUACCUACAGCUGUGACAUGGGGACGGAAUCUGCUAUUCUGGCAAUUAUAAGUUUGGUUUUGACUGUUGAAAAUAUAAUCUGUAUUUUUAUUACUGCUACCGUUGUUUUAAAGGUGAAUGCCAACUUUUCUUCUUAUUUUUCUAUUUUUUAAGUUAUGUUUGAUAUAAAUGUUAAAACCUUGAGAGUAAAGUCAAUUAAACGUCAUCUUUCAGAUUUAGAUCGUUUAGAUAACUGGCUGCGCGGAUGAUUCAUGAAAACCAUGCACUUGCUAAUUUACAGAUAAAAGAAGUUUCGUCCAAAGCAUCUAGUUCUAACGCUACUCAGACAUUCUGGACUAAAGAUAUAAAGGUUAUAUUAUUUCACAGUAGAUUUUUAGUUUCACUGCAUCUAGUUCUAUGUGCGUGCAGGCACAUAAUCUAGAAAUUAAGCGAGCUUUUAUUAAUCUUAUGGAGUUUUCAGCUGUGUUGGUUCAGUUGCAAGAAGUCAUAACCGAACUGCACGGUGGUCAAAUUUGUCUUUUAGUUUUGGUGACCUCGCACUUUGAGACGUUCACUGCACUUCUAUAGGUUUGGCUGGCAGACCCUUACAUGGAUGCUGAUACUAACAUCUCCGUAGGCGUAGGGAGAUACUCACUUAGCUUCCCCCUAAAUUGUCUAUUACAUUUCUUAUAGGUAGCAAGAGAGGCUUACGAAACAUUUAAAGGCAAUAAGGCAGAGAAUUUAUUGAAAGAGUGGAAAGUGAGUGUGCUGUUAUAAAAAUAUUUUCUCAGUAACUUACUGUAUGUUACUGUAUGUGAAAGGUCCAGCCGCACCAGUCAACUCCGCAUCCUUGGCCUGAUGUUCCAAACACUAAUAUCAUUUUUCAUUGUUUUACUUAUGUAGAAAGUUCAAAAAGGUGCAAAGGGAGGCUCGCGAGAUUCUCUGCAAUCCAAUGAAGAGUUGGUAGACAUGGUUGAGGUAAAACAAACCAUUAAGUGACUGAGUCCUGAAUUGUCCCUAAUUUAAGAUAAAAUACCAGAAUUUGAUAGCUUGAAAUGUUUCUAUACAUUUUAUUCAUACAGGAAAUAGAAAACACAGAAGAAUUUCAAACUUUAAUUAGGCGUUCCUCAAGUGGAGCCCAGUACUUAAAUGUAAGUUGAACAAAUUAAUUUUGUUUUUAUCUUAAUUCACUGCUAAAUUGUGAUUAAUUGACUUUGUAGAACUACAAUUGUAUAAUAGAAAGGACUAAACUAUUCUACCUAUAGUUAUAUAUAGAGGUUCAGUCCAGUUAACAUAUUUUAUUGGUUCUAAAAUAUUAUUCCCAGAGAUCCGGAGGAAAACCAACCCUCCUAUCAAAUGGAGGUGAAAAAGCUGUAUAAAAGCCACAAAUUGCACUAUACCAUUAGUAAAGAAACGGUCGGAAAGAUAACGGAUAUAAGUUAGGUAGUAUUAAACACAAGUAUAGGUUAGCUUACAAAUGAACUCUAUAUUUGCAGAAAGUUUCGAGAAAUUUAAAGAGACUCGUAUCGAGAGACGACCUUGACAAUAUAGCAGAUAAAGAAGCGAUGAUUGUACAAAAUCAACUGAGAAAUUUACAAACAUACUACUCAUUACAUCCUACAGACAAAAGCCACCAGCUUCAUGUUAGCAAAAUAUUCAGCGAGCCAGAAGAUAAACCGAAGAAAAGCGUUCGAGAAUUUCACGUCGUUGAGACAGAGAACCCACAUCAUACGUCUGUAGUUCGAGUUCAGCCACCAACUGAUGAUUCAAACACGUACUCUGUAACGACUGAAACUGGAAUGUAG